AUGCAUCUAUCAGAAAGCCAAGCUAUUGGGCCCGUGACUACGGAGAAACCCCCCUCUCCUGCCCCGUCCAUCGAAAAGCCGGGAAUUGAAGUUGAAGCAAUUUCAAUCGAUGCCAAGACCGAAGCAUCAACAUUCGGUGCAUCCGCAGCGGGAUCGUUCUACACCACCCCCCGACCCAAGGACCCAUACAGCUAUCAAACAGGUUUUGGUAAUAGAUUCUCUUCGGAAGCAAUACCGGGAGCAUUACCGCCGGGAGGACAAAAUGUGCCCCAAAAAUGCCCAUUUGAUCUCUACUCCGAACAAGUAUACAACCAUCUCAAGCUUGUAGAAUAUUCUCAGCUAAUGUGUGUUACAGCUAAAUGGGACGUCUUUUAUUUCGUCUCGCCAGACUCUGCAAAAUGUGUAAGAUAUUCCUCCAGAGUAGAUGGCAAUUCUAAACCAAAAUGUAGUUGGAUGUACCGAAUCCGACCAACAGUUGCCCACUAUCCUCUUGAACCCAUGGAAGCCACCCCAGAUUUGGAAGCAUGCUUCUCGCCACAGAACCCUAAUGUUCAAUACACUUCCUUAGCGUACUGUUGGGGGCCACUUCCUAUGCCAAGCGAGGUCGAGAGAGUCUCAUUCAUCGAGGGAAUUAAGACAAUGGGAGGCCAUGGAGACCCAACUACUAAAGAGGGCCUUGCAGUUCACAUGUAUGCUGCAAAUGCCUCCAUGUCCAAGACCGCCUUUGUAAACAAUGACGGUGAUUUCCUUAUCAUUCCUCAGAUUGGGCGUCUGGACAUUCAAACUGAACUUGGAAGAAUGGUUGUGGGCGUUGGUGAAGUCUGCGUUAUCCAAGCUGGAAUGAGGUUUAGUGUUUCUUUGCCAGACGGUCCUGUCCACGGUUAUAUCCACGAGGUAUUUGGUAGCCACUUUGAAUUACCAGAACUUGGUCCCAUCGGGUCCAACGGUAUGGCGCACCAGAGAGACUUUGAAAUUCCGUCCGCGAGUUUUGACAUCGAUAGCUCAAAGUGGCGCAUCGUUCAUAAGCUCACUGGAAAGCUUUCCUCUUACACCCAGAAUCAUACGCCAUUUGACGUCGUUGCGUGGCACGGAAACUACGCACCGUACAAGUACGAUCUCUCUAAAUUUGUCUCCAUUGCGUGCGGUAUGAAAGAACAGCUCGAUCCCACCGUCUACACUGUAUUGACGGCACGUUCAAAAAUCCCCGGCGUAUCUCUGUCCGAAUUUGCAGUCUUUACACCGAAAUGGUUAAAUACGCAGAAUACAUUCAGACCCCCAUAUUAUCAUCGGAACAUGGCUACGGAAAUCGGGGGCAUGAUAUACGGCAAGUAUGCUGGGAGCGUAAAGGAGAUGGGACCCGGAGGCCUGGCGUGCGAAAAUAGUUAUAUGGCACAUGGCGAGUCAUACGAAGCCUUCAAGAAUGCUACAACGGCCACUCUUGAGCCGGUCCUGGCUGGUGAAGGGUCCUUGGGAUUCAUGUUACAUCUCAGCUCCCAUUUUUCCAUUACCAAAUUCGCAACAGAUAGACAUCCGGAUAUUAAAGGACAAAAGCCACUGUUCUGGGAUAAUGUUCAGGGCCAUUUUAUGGAUCAUCUGGAUGAGAUAAACGAGUUAUUGGUAGCUUUGGGCCGGCCUAAGUUAGGGGGAGGUGCUCCGGUGAUAUAA
Messenger RNA from Lachnellula hyalina, 1665 nucleotides. Its product is annotated as Homogentisate 1,2-dioxygenase. Gene Ontology annotation, biological process: L-phenylalanine catabolic process. Gene Ontology annotation, cellular component: cytoplasm. Lineage: Eukaryota; Fungi; Ascomycota; Leotiomycetes; Helotiales; Lachnaceae. The coding region runs from base 1 to 1665 and encodes 554 amino acids. The record is from RefSeq and is a predicted model, not a curated record. Gene Ontology annotation, molecular function: homogentisate 1,2-dioxygenase activity. The transcript has 10 exons.